Messenger RNA from Pseudogymnoascus verrucosus, 1998 nucleotides. RefSeq lists its product as uncharacterized. Lineage: Eukaryota; Fungi; Ascomycota; Leotiomycetes; Thelebolales; Thelebolaceae. The transcript is spliced from 2 exons. Bases 263 to 1777 code for a protein of 504 amino acids. The record is from RefSeq and is a predicted model, not a curated record. Gene Ontology annotation, molecular function: lyase activity. Gene Ontology annotation, cellular component: periplasmic space.
CACGGAACAAUCAUUUCAGGGAAUGUCAUAUACUUUACCGAAAGCGUCACUGCACAUGCAGAUCGCUCCCGGAGCCAUUUAUCGACGCAAUUUCUUAAGGCCUGUUCUGUUGCCACUCCAGUACUCACCUUCUGAUGCCAGUCUUUUGCACCUCUCUUUGUUCAAUCGCAAAUUCACCACGCUCUUUAACGGCGCCUUAUUCCUCAAUUUAUCUCUCGAUUUGGUCACUCGUUUGCAACUUAAUUUGAUUCCGUAGUUCAAUAUGCGUUCAAUCUUUAUUUCACAACUCAUCGGUCUCCUGCCUUUGAUAUCUGCCUUCGUUCAUCCCGGGCUCUUGGUUAACAAUGCAGACAUCACUCGCAUAAAGUCGAAGCUUGCUGCACAGCUAGACCCUUGGCAGAGCUCGUGGGUCAAACUCACUGGUCUGGUGUAUUCUCAGUCUACCUAUACAAAUAAUGCUGUGCCGGGCGUCUAUCGUGACACUGCAAACGGUGCUAUAGCAAAUGCUCAGCUCCUCUGGCAUGAUGCCGCCGCAGCCUUUGCCCUCGGAUUGCGUUGGAAAAUCGAGGGCGAUGAACAAUAUGCAAAAGCCGCAGCUGCCAUCCUUGUCGCCUGGGGAGAGACUCUGGAGAACUUUGACAUUGGGGACGACGAAUACCUAACGGCUGGCCUACAAGGUCAUGAGCUGGCCAAUGCUGCCGAGCUGAUCCGGGACUACGCGCCUUUCGCUGAGAGCGAGAUGCAAACUUUUGCCAACAUGUUUUCCAGGACUUUUCUAGCCAAGAACCUAUACUUUCUCAAUCAUAAAGCCCCUUCGGAACACAACGUCCGACAUUUCUUUGCCAAUUGGGAACUUUGCAAUAUGGCUUCAGUUAUGGCCUUUGGAGUACUCACAGACAACUCGACCCUGUUUGAUUUUGCGGUUGAAUAUUUCAAGAAUGGGAUUGGUAAUGGUGCAAUCAACAACUGUAUUACGGACAUUGUUGACGAGCCCGGAACCGGGAAAAAAAUUGGACAAGGCCAAGAAUCUGGUCGCGAUCAAGGCCAUUCGGGAUUGGAUUUCCAGAUGCUUGGCGUCAUUGCACAACAGGCCUGGAACCAAGGCGUGGAUCUGUACAGCUACAAUAACAGUCGUAUUCUUCUCGGAGCUGAAUACUAUGCACGAUAUAACCUAGGCAACGAGGUGCCAUUUGUGCCUUAUACCAAUGGUAUCGUGUCAUAUUCCGAGAUCAGCAGUGCGUCUCGUGGAGCCUAUAGGCCAACGUGGGAGUUACUAUACGCCCAUUACGCCCAGAUCAAAGGAGUCGAUGCGCCUUGGACAGAACAAUACAAGAAUUAUACCGUGAGAUCAAUGGGCGGCUUUGAAGGCGGUGCCGGAUCUUGGGGCGAGGGUUCGGGCCAUUAUGAUGGGCUUGGUUGGGGCUCAUUGCUUUAUCAUCGCGAUACCGAUGAUGUUUCUGAUAUUUCUAGCACGUCCACUACGUCUACCACUCCUGUGCUGCCUACUAGUGCUGCCUCUGCAUCUGCGAGCGAUCUUACACCCAGUCCAUCAUCCUUUAUUAUAUCGACUAUUUCAACUAUUGCUCCCAACAACGAAUCUUCUAUCGGUCACUUUUCUUCAGAUAUUGUGUUUACCGCAGCGACGGAUUCUGUCAUCCUUUUUCCAAGUGACACAAUUCCGAUGGGCGAUGCACAUACGACUCUCAUGACAUCCACUGCUCGCCCUAGCAUCAAAGCUCAUCCACAACGUACUGUAUAUGUUUAUUCCUGUGAAUAGGACUAUCGCGGCUAGGGUAUCUUAACUUUCGUUCAACCACAGCGCGACUACGGGUAGCCUGCGUGAUUAUUUUAACAGGGGAUAUUUAGCCCCGACAGCUCCUUCUGAGCGUUUAGUGAAUACGAUACUUCCUAUUCCAAGUGCCUGCGUCGCUAUUGGGUGGCUUGAGUUCUGCCCCAUCGCUUGAUUGUUAUAUCUAAAUAUUUGAGAUAAAGUCGGGG